Molecule: messenger RNA, 1589 nt
Organism: Mangifera indica (mango)
Lineage: Eukaryota; Viridiplantae; Streptophyta; Magnoliopsida; Sapindales; Anacardiaceae
Product: glucan endo-1,3-beta-glucosidase 5
Exons: 2
Coding region: 36-1505 (489 amino acids)
Biological process (GO): carbohydrate metabolic process
Cellular component (GO): plasma membrane
Molecular function (GO): hydrolase activity, hydrolyzing O-glycosyl compounds
Source: RefSeq, a predicted model, not a curated record
CCUCUACAAUUUUAAUCAUUUUAACAAAAAAAAACAUGGGAAAAGGCCACGGUUUGUUGUUAUGUCUGAUUUUGGUUUGUCUUUUAGGUGAAGGCCUAACCAAGGGAGUUCAAGGCCUGGCUUGCAACUGGGGAUUGCAAUCGACUCACCCACUGCCGCCGAGCAUUGCUGUGAAGCUCUUGAAAGACAACGGAUUCAAAAAAGUGAAGCUUUUUGAAGCUGAUCCUGGGGCUCUAUUGGCUCUUGCAAAUUCUGGUAUUCAAGUUAUGGUUGGCAUUCCUAAUGAACUCUUGGCGCCUCUUGCAAGCACCGUCAAUAAUGCUAUCAAUUGGGUUCAACGAAACGUCUCCUCUUAUAUCUCCAAAGGUGUCGAUAUAAGGUAUGUGGCUGUGGCGAAUGAGCCUUUCCUCAAGACCUACAAAGACACUUUUCUGCGUACUACAUUUCCAGCCCUGCAGAAUAUUCAAGCAGCCCUGAUAAAGGCUGGCUUAGGAAAGCAAGUUAAGGUCACCAUUCCACUGAAUGCAGAUGUCUACCAAAGUGAAAGUGGCCUGCCCUCUGCUGGCGACUUUCGAUCCGACAUCCAUGGCUUGAUGAUCUCUAUCAUCAAGUUUCUAAGCGACAAUGGUGGCGUCCUCACCAUCAACAUCUACCCUUUCCUUAGCCUCAAUUCUGACCCCCAUUUCCCCGUUGAAUAUGCCUUUUUCAAUGGCAGCUCUGCCCCUGUUGUUGAUGGCUCCAUAGCUUACACCAAUGUGUUCGAUGCCAACUUCGAUACCCUCAUUUCAGCCCUCGAAAAGAACGGUUUCGCUUCAAUGCCCGUCAUUAUUGGCGAAGUUGGAUGGCCAACCGAUGGUGAUCCCAGUGCCAACAAUGAGUAUGCCCAGAGAUUCAAUCAAGGACUACUCGACCGGAUAAAUUCCGGCCAAGGCACGCCAAAGCGCAGCACCCCACCAGAGGUUUACGUGUUUUCUCUGAUUGAUGAGGAUAAAAAGAGCAUUCAACCCGGAAAUUUUGAGAGGCACUGGGGGAUUUUUUACUUCGAUGGAACCAUAAAGUACCAACUGAAUCUGGGGAGUGGAAAAGGCCUAAUUCCAGCAAAAGGGGUGAAAUAUAUGGCGAGGCAGUGGUGUGUAAUGUCACCUUAUGCAAGCACAUCAGACCCCAAUUUCGAAAACAGCAUCAACUAUGCCUGCACCUACGCAGAUUGCACAAGUCUUGGCUAUGGUUCAUCCUGUGGAAAUCUGGAUGACAGAAGCAAUGCUUCUUAUGCGUUCAACAUGUACUACCAGACGAUGGAUCAAAGAAAAGAUUCAUGUUCAUUCUCCAAUUUAUCAACCAUCACCACCAUCAAUCCUUCGCGAGGCACAUGCCGAUAUGAGAUCAUGAUUGACAUAGGAAAACAUGAGCUGCCUCCAGCUCAUCACGCACCUUCAGCAGCUGGAAGGAAGCAACAGUGCUCGCUGAUUAUGGCUCUCAUAUUAGUUUUGGCAUUGAUUAUUUAACUGCAUUCAUUUAUCAAAAUAAAAUUUUCAUGGUUUUUCUUUACUGUAAAUAAUUUGUGUAAAAGAGUUGAAUACUUAUUUAAG